AUGCCUCACUAUCUUCGUAGCCGUCAUUCAUUCAUUUUUCUUCGUCCUUUUUCUCUUUAUCUCACCCCACCCUUGAGGUUUCUUUUCGUUUCUUAUUGGCUUUUAUUUCUGUUACAUCCUCAUCCACUGUUCAUUUUCUUCUUUCUUUCUCGAGUUUCUUCGUCUUCUUCUAAUUCUUCUUCUUCUUUUUCUUUUCUUCUUCUUUUUCUUUUCUUCUUCUUUUUCUUCUUCUUCUACGUAGUCCACGUCGUCGUUCAUAUUUUCAUAAAGUUUACCUUCUCUUUUUUUGCUAUUUUUCUUUGUACUUGUUUGUCAUGUUUUCCUUCAAUCUUAUUUUUAUCUUCCUCUUUCUUCUUCUUUUUUGUUGUACUUUUCUUUCGGUUGCUUCUUCAUUUCCUUUUCUUCUUCGUCUUUUUCUUCUUCUUCUUCUUCUUCGUCUUUUUCUUCUUCUUCUCCUUCGUCUUUUUCUUCUUCUUCUUCUUCUCGAAUUAUUUUUAUCCCUUUUUUUUUCUUUUUCUUCACUUCAUUCUACUAUCUUCAACUAUUCCUUAUUUUCCCCCAUUAUUAUUCCUCUUAUUCAUUCACAUAUUUAUUCACUUAUUCGUUCAAUUAUUCAUUCCUCAUUAUUCAUUCCUUUUAAUCAUUCACUUAUUCAUUCCGUUUAUUCAUUUAAUUAUUCAUUCCUCUUAUUCAUUCACAUAUUCCAUUUUUAGUUGUUUCUUUCUUUUUUCUUAUUGUUCCUUUCAAUAUUUUCUGUGCCCUUACUUUGCUUUUGAGCAACCUCUCAAUUCCUUUCUUUCUUUCUUUCUUUCUUCACCAUUCUUUUUUCUUUCUUUCUUUCUUUCUUUCUUAAUUCUUUUUUCUUUCUUUCUUUCUUCACCAUUCUUUUUUUUUCUUUCUUUCUUUCUUUCUUUCUUUCUUUCUUCACCAUUCUUUUUUCUUUCUUUCUUUCUUUCUUUCUUUCUUUCUUCACCAUUCUUUUUUCUUUCUUUCUUUCUUUCUUCACUUUUUUUCUGGCUUCCUCGCCGCUUUCUUUCUUUAUGUCUCCCUUCUGUUUGCUACCUCUGUUUGUUUUAUACUCUAAAUAAAUUUUUUUCUUUCUUUCUUUUUUCUUUCUUUCUUUCUUUGCUCCUCUCUUUUCUGGCUCAUUCUUUCUUUGUUCAUCUUAUAGCUUGCCUCCCUUUCUGUCUUUCUUUCUUUCUUUUUGCUACCUCAGUUUGUUUUAUACCCUCUAACAAUUUCUUUCUUUCUUUCUUUCUUUCUUUCUUUUUUUCUUUCUUUCUUUCUUCUGCCACAAUUUAUUUUAUACCAUCCCUCGAUAUUCUUUUUUUUGAAUGUUUUUCUUUCUCCACCCAACUCUUUCUUUGCUUCCUUCUUUCUUUCUUUAUCUUAUAUCCUCUCUCCCCCUUUUUUCUUUUAUCUUUCUUUCAGUCACCACCCACACUUUUUUCUUCCUUACUUUAUCUUAUAUCCUCCACCUCUUUCUUUCAGUCUUUCUUUUUCUCUCUCUUCACUCUUCAGUUUUCAUCCUACCUCCCGCAAACUUUACCUUCUCUCUCUCCUUCCAAUCACCGCCAUUUUGACGAUUUUCGCACCCGGUUUCACGUCGUCGCACCCUUUUCGUUCUUUCCUCCCUCCCUCCUUCCCUCCCUCCUUCCUUCCCUCCUUCCUUCUUUCCUUUCUUCCUUCCCCCUCCUUCCUUCCUUCCCUCUUUCCUUCCUUCCUUCUUGCUCCCUCCUUCCUUCCUGCAUUCCCUCCUUCCUCCCUCCUUCCUUCCUUCCCUCCUUACUUCCUUCCCUCCUUCCUUCCUUCCUUCCUUCCUUCCCUCCUUCCUACCUUCCUUCCUUCUCUCCUUCCUUCCUUCCCUCCUUUCUUCCUUCCUUCCUUCCUUCUUCCUUCCUUCCCUCCUUCCUUCCUCCCUCUCCUUCCUUCCUUCCUUCCUCCUUCCCUCCCUCCUUCCUUCCUUCCUCCUUACUUCCUUCCCCUUCCUUCUUUCCUUCCUUCCCUCCUUCCUACCUUCCUUCCCUCCUUCUUUUCCUCCUUCCUUCCCCUUCCUUCCUUCCCUCCUUUCUUCCUUCCUUCCCUUCUUCCUUCCUUCCUCCUUCCUCCCUCCCUCCUUCCUUCCUUCCCUCCUUCCUUCCUUCCUCAUUAUCCUUUUUCAUCAUACUAUUGCUUCAUCUUUCUUGUUUUUUAACAUUUUUUCUUCCUUUUUCUUCUUUAUAUCUUCGUUGUCGUCUUUUUCCUUUUAACUCCCUCUCUUCUAUUUAA
Molecule: messenger RNA, 2268 nt
Organism: Acanthosepion pharaonis
Lineage: Eukaryota; Metazoa; Mollusca; Cephalopoda; Sepiida; Sepiidae
Source: the annotation of a GenBank genome assembly